AUGUCUAGUGAAUCGGGCCAGCCUGAAGCUGGCCCCUCACAGACUAGCCAAGACGAGCGAAGACAGGAGAAAGAUCGGGCUGGGGUCCCGGGAGGGGUGAUCCGAAGGACCAUUGUCCAAAGGCCCAGGUCCUGGAUCCAAAAUGUUCUUGAGCAAGUAAUUGACACACCUCGAAAGUGGGUCAACCUCUCCAAUGUGGUACCUGUCGUUGUGCUGGCCGUCCAAAGGUACCUGCUAGAGGAUGAGCCACGCGCCCUGGUGUCAAAACGUCCCCUUUAUUGCUAUGAUGUGACGAUUUCAGACGGGGUGUACCAAGAGAAGUGCUACCUGGCCCCCAGCCUGAAUUUUCUCGUCUACAAAAAUAUUCUUAAAGUUGGGAAAAAAGUGAGAAUUUCCAGAGUCUCGUGUCUUUACAAUGAGAAAAGGAUAGGUCAAGCGAUCCUAUGCAUAGAUAGGGUCCACUGUGGGGAAAUUUCGGACGCGGUCUCUUUAGAAAUUCCCUUCAGAAAUCGCGCUCAGGAGCAGAAACCUGAGAGACCUUUAAUGGGCGGGAAGAGUCACUAUCUGGCUUUGUGGAAUAACGAAGAUCCAUAUGGUGAUAUCUGGUUAACCAACAAACAAGCUGUGGAAUACAAUUUAAGCUCUACCAAGAUAAUUUCUCUUUCUCACCUUGAAAUGACCUGGUCUAAUAGAAAGAAUUUUCCUGCAUUGCUUGUAAGAAUCUUGUAUAAAUCGAAACUUCGAUACUACGGGAAACCUGAUAAAAAGAUAGCUGAGCCAUACCAGACCUUUUUGGAAGUUGCUGACAAUUCAGGCAUGGUUUCAGUGGUUAUGUGGAAUGCUCUGUGUCCUGAGUGGUAUAAAUGUUUGCAGGUUGGUUUCGUUCUUCUGCUUCAACAGUACAACGUUAAAAAGAGUUAUCCAUCCAGGACGCAGCCUCUCCCUGUGGAUCCACAGAUGAAACUAAUUUCUACAAUGGAAAUCUGCCUGAACCGUCAAGAUCCUCCAACUAAUAUAAGUAUUAUUCCAGAAAAGCAGGUGAAACCAGAAUGGAGAUUGCCAAAAUUAAGUAACCGAUUUGUCACAAGAUCAGAACUGGAUGACUUGCCAGAAAAUCAUCUCUGUGAUGUUAUUGGGAUUUUAGUUUUUGUAGGAAGAGUCCAACGGUUAAAAAAGAAAGAAAAUCGUGAUGAUUUUUGGACAUAUCGUUGGGUCCACAUUGCUGAUGGGACUUCAGAACAACCAUUUAUUGUGGAAUUGUUUUCUACGUCUCAGCCAGAAAUCUUUGAAAAUAUUUACCCAAUGACAUAUUUCAUGUGUACACAGUUGAAAGUUGUGAGAAGUAAUGAUCAAGUACCUAAACUGCUUUAUCUCACUACUACAGAUGAGAGUCGAAUAUUUAUUAUUGGUCCCAGAGGCCAACCAUAUACCUAUGAUACCAAGGUAAAAAACUUUAUUCAAUGGAUCAAAACAAAGCCGGAUCAUGGGGAAAUGAAGAAUACUGUUUUUGGUGGAUAUUACCCCUAUCCACCAGUGCCAGAGACAUUUUCGAAGUAUAGUAGUUCUGUUAAAGUUGAGUCGCUCUUGACAACUAUAAGUGAAGUGAGGAAGGAGAUUGAAGACUUGCAGUAUAGGGAACAAAAGCGCGUUGCAGUUCAGGGGAUAAUUACUGUUAUAAAGUAUAUCCCCCAUAGUGAUGCAACUGAAAGUGCUUCAACAUCAGAAACACUUCAGAAUGCUAUUCUACCCUCAACAUCCCAAGCAGCAAAAGGAGCAAGUCAACAUCAGGAAAGAGAAGGUAAACGGCAUCACAAUGACAUUGAACCUGCAGGUUCUCAGUGUUCUCACACUGAAUCUACAAAUUUGAGUCCUAGCAAGAAGAAGAGAAUUCUGCAAGGCCCAAAUGAUAAACCAACUGCUGUUCCUCAGCCAGAAACUUCUUCACAAGCAAAAGGAAAUAAACAAGGCACUGUUUCACGUAAAGAAAACAUAAGCACUCAUCCGGUACAUAAAAUCAGAAAACCUUUAAGUAACAAGUGGGAGAGUCAGCUCUGGAGAGAAAAAAGGUUUAGCUUAAUAGAUCACCUCCAUUAUAGCCAUGUUUAUCCUGAAAGUAUUCCACGGAGAUUUAUUUUAGAACACAAUAAGUUUCUAACUCAGCAGUAUAAUUCUCAGUCUUCAAAAUAUGUACCACCAGAAGCAGGGUCUCCCAAACUUGAGGAUUUUAAAAGCGCCUGCAGCCUUGGACAUUUUGAAGUAACCAUACUAGGUCUGAACCAUGAGAUAGCAAUCGAUGCUGCAUUCCUGCCCAUGUAUUGUCCUGAAGAUGUCCAAACAUCACAAAUAGACACAUUAUUAACCUGCAUGAAUUACAGCUGUGUGUUUCCACCAGAAAAAACUGACAAUGACAGAGCACUUGUAGGUGAUAUUAUGAAAGCAGUAUCUAAAUUGAAUAGAGAACAUGUCAUCGGUAUCUUGGAUAUCUGUAAUUUGGGUGACAAUAAAAUAGAAGUCUGUUUGCAGAAAAUUUAUACUCCAAAGAAUAUCUGUUAA
Molecule: messenger RNA, 2553 nt
Organism: Chrysochloris asiatica (Cape golden mole)
Lineage: Eukaryota; Metazoa; Chordata; Mammalia; Afrosoricida; Chrysochloridae
Gene: RADX
Product: chromosome unknown open reading frame, human CXorf57
Exons: 14
Coding region: 1-2553 (850 amino acids)
Biological process (GO): regulation of DNA repair
Cellular component (GO): replication fork
Molecular function (GO): single-stranded DNA binding
Source: RefSeq, a predicted model, not a curated record